Molecule: messenger RNA, 2043 nt
Organism: Protopterus annectens (West African lungfish)
Lineage: Eukaryota; Metazoa; Chordata; Ceratodontiformes; Protopteridae
Gene: NUP42
Product: nucleoporin 42
Exons: 7
Coding region: 1-1812 (603 amino acids)
Cellular component (GO): nuclear envelope
Molecular function (GO): nuclear export signal receptor activity
Source: RefSeq, a predicted model, not a curated record
AUGCAUCCUUCCUUUGUGUUUAAAAAUAUUAUUAAGGGUCAGGCCAUUAGAACCUCACGUUUGAAUCCAACUGAAGAAGGUUUCUGCAUGGAAUUAGAGAAUCUUAAGGGCAGGUUAAUUGAUAGAGGCUAUGAUAUUAAUGAAGUGAAUGAUAGUAUGCAGAAUAUGUCAGAGUUAAGACAUACCACGGCUAUGCCAUAUUUUGGACCUAUUGCACAAUGUUGUCUAUCAAAAGAGAAUUUAACUACUACUUUACCUGUAGUGAAAUUUACAACUGCCUUCACCUCUGACCAUUCUGAAAUCAGGGAUAUAAUUAGUAGGUUCUGGGCAGUCCUCCAGAUUGAUAAUGAUCUAAAGGAAAUAGUUGGCGAAUUUCCCAAAUUUCAAUACAAGAACAAGAAGAACCUUAAGAGAAUGCUCUGUCACUCGAAACAUAAGAGAGUUGAGAUGACUACAACUUAUACUGUUCCAUGUGGACAAUGUUUUAGUGGCAGCCAAGGAGGAUAUGGCUCUUGGUCUUAUCGAUACCCUCAGUACAGUGCCCCACAGGCAUCCAACUAUUCCAAGCAGUUUUAUUGGAGCAGAGACCGAGAUGAUAAGAGCAACUCUGGUUCCUAUUUUUCAUCCAAGCAGCAAGAUGUCGAGAAAAAAGGCUUCCAGAAAAAUGAUACAUCCAGUUUUAGUUUUUCUCUUAAUAGAUUCUCGGCCUUGAAUUCCAGUCAGAGUGCUGGUAAAAGCCAAGAUGAUGAUGAAAAACUUCUAGAAUCCAUUAAGUAUGACCUGGAAGUCUGGGAAUCGUCUGGACAGUGGCCAUUAUCAACCUACUGUCCUCUGUUGGUGAAACAGAAUAUAUCUGGUUUUAUGGAUAUUUCUCCUGAGGAACUACGGCACCAGUGGUAUACUUGCACAGGUGAAGGCACCAUGCAGAAUUAUAUUACUUCAGUACAGCAGUUAAUAAAUCAGUGGAAGAGCAGACUACUUCAACUGAAGACCCUGCAACUCUCAUCUAAAGCAUCACUGAUUGCAGAAUUAAUGAAUACUUCCAGCCAGAUUAAAGCUUCACCUGGGUUUGGAGCACAGCAGACAUCUAGCACUGGGAAAUCAGGUUUUGCCACUGGUGGUGGAAGCAGCAGUGCAUUUAGCUUUAAAGCAGAGUCAGUGUUUGGAUCUUCAGUUCCAGCUAGUGCUCCGGUAUUUGGAGCAACUUCGUCCCAGCCUGCACAACCAUUUAGUUCUGUAGUGCCUCCUGCAUUUGGAACCUCUUUACAACCAGCGUUUAGCUCUUCUGCCUCUGGUAGCAAUUCACAGUCUUCAUCAUUUGGUACGGCCUUCUCAUCUGCACCUGGAAAUGCAGCAUCCUUUUCAUUUAUUAUUCCUGCUUCACCUGGCACUGGAGGUACACCAUCCACAGUUUUUGGAGCUUCUGCUGCUUCAGGGUUUGGAAGCUCUUCAUUUGGAAUGGUUUCAUCAACUUUGGCCUCUACAAGUUUUGGAGAGACUGUUACUAGUGCAACUGGAGGGUUGGGUUUCAGCGGUGUGACUUCAUCUCCAUCCCUGUCAGGUGGUUUAGGGGUCAUAGGUUCAGCCACACAUUCCUUUUCAUCGGGUAUUUCUACACAACACACUGGUACAGUACAGGGUCAGAGUUCAAGUACAGCAAUAUCCGGUUCGGCUGCAGUGCAUACUUCUGAAAAGUUGUUUACUCCUCAGGAUGAACUGACUGCAGAUGAACUGAGAGAAUUUAAAGCAAAAAGAUUUUCUUUGGGAAUGAUUCCUUUAAGACCACCACCGAAAGAGCUUCUAGUUAUUUGAAAAAAAACCCGCCACAGAUGCAUUCUUAGUAACUAUAACUUAGAUGGUCUCCAGUUACUCUUGCAUUGCAGUUUAAUGUCCCUAAGUUAAUAUUUCAAGAACUUUAUGGUCCAGGUUAUGAAAUGUAUUUUCUGAAACUUUUAAAUCUUGUAUACAUAAACAAUUGAUAACUAAUAUUUCUCUUUUGAUGUACACUGCAAAUAUUGUAAUAAACAUACAGUUCCCAAAUGA